Ipomoea triloba (trilobed morning glory) is the source of this 4277-nucleotide messenger RNA. Its product is annotated as phytochrome A. Gene Ontology annotation, molecular function: phosphorelay sensor kinase activity; photoreceptor activity; protein homodimerization activity. The record is from RefSeq and is a predicted model, not a curated record. Gene Ontology annotation, biological process: regulation of DNA-templated transcription; detection of visible light; red, far-red light phototransduction. Gene Ontology annotation, cellular component: nucleus. NCBI's taxonomy places the organism in Eukaryota, Viridiplantae, Streptophyta, Magnoliopsida, Solanales, Convolvulaceae. The coding region runs from base 894 to 4277 and encodes 1127 amino acids. The transcript has 6 exons.
GAAAGUGAAGUGGCAAAAGAGCAGUGAAAGCAGCGAUGAUGCAUGGGGAAAUUGUGCUGAUUGGGUGCCGAGUUGCCGCUUAAUCUGGGAAUCUGACCCACUCCCGUCUCUUGCCCAUCCAUCUCCUUCAUCUUCUUCUCUUCUCCUCAGUCAAUCUUUCUCAAAACCCUGUCAGAAUCAUCCCCCUCUCUCUAGGAAGAUAACGAAGAUGAGGUUUUCACGUGACAUCCAUAACCUUUUGGCUUUGCUGUUCAUUUCUUAUUCGAGCAGAGCCUCGUUUAUUGAUCUCCCAAUAAAUAUAUUUAGUAAGAAUUUAAUAGUUUAGUAUGGUACAAAUGGAGGCCAAAUGAAAAUUGAGGCUUGUGCUGAUUUUUGGGAGGACCAAUCUGUAAGAAUUAACUAUGUUAGGGAAGUACAGAGCUGCGCAAUUCACAAUAUUCUAGUAAACUCUUUCUUUCGCUUUCCAUUUGUAGAAUACAUUAUUAUAUACUAUAUUAUCUUGUUGUAUGUAGCCAUAUGCGCUUUGGGAUGCGUUUGGUUUGAUGGGAAUAAUAAACAAAUAAAUAAAAUAAAAUAAAAUGCAUUUUCUUAAAAGGGUGAGCACUCUGUGCUUGAGCUGUGGUGUGUGGUCCCUGAUUUGCUCUUGGAAGGAUCAGAGGGAGGCGGUGAUCGAUACCUUGGGUGGAAGAAUGGGAGCUGGGCUUUUCCAUUAAGGAGGUGUUUGGGUUUCUGUAAUUCCCUUCUUGGGGUUUGAGUUUCCUUGCAUUUAUUGCCUCCUCAAACUCCUGCCUCUUUUGUAGUUUGAAGAUUUCAUCUCAAAGUUGUUCAACUCUUUUACUGCUCUCUUGACUCUCUGCAGUCUCAGAAAAAAAAAAAAAAAGAUUUGAAUUGAAAUGUCAACUUCCAGACCUAGUCAGUCUUCUAGUAAUUCAGCGAGAUCAAAACAUAGUGCUAGGAUCAUAGCACAAACCUCUAUAGAUGCAAAGCUCCACGCGGAGUUUGAGGAAUCGGGGGAUUCCUUUGAUUACUCUAGCUCAGUCCGAGUCACGAGUGUGGAUGCUGGAGUGCAGAAACCUAGGUCUGACAAAGUAACCACUGCUUAUCUCCAUCAGAUCCAAAAAGCCAAAUACAUCCAGCCAUUUGGCUGUUUGUUAGCGCUGGAUGAGAAAACUUUUAAAGUCAUAGCAUUCAGUGAAAAUGCUCCCGAGAUGCUUACCAUGGUCAGCCAUGCUGUUCCAAGUGUUGGAGACCAUCCAGUUCUUGGUAUUGGGACUGAUAUUAGAACCAUUUUUACCAGUCCCAGUGCAGCAGCAUUACAGAAGGCCUUGGGAUUUGGAGAGGUUUCUCUGUUAAAUCCUAUCCUUGUUCACUGCAAAACCUCUGGGAAGCCAUUUUAUGCCAUUAUCCAUAGGGUAACAGGUAGCUUGAUUGUUGACUUUGAGCCAGUCAAACCAUAUGAAGUACCCAUGACUGCUGCUGGUGCAUUGCAAUCGUAUAAACUUGCAGCAAAAGCUAUUGCUCGAUUGCAGUCCUUGCCAAGUGGCAGCAUGGAGAGGCUCUGUGAUACUAUGGUCCAAGAGGUGUUCGAACUCACAGGUUAUGAUAGGGUGAUGAUUUAUAAAUUUCAUGAUGAUGAUCACGGAGAGGUUGUUUCUGAGAUCACUAAGCCUGGCCUUGAACCUUACUUGGGCUUGCAUUAUCCAGCAACCGAUAUUCCUCAAGCUGCACGCUUUUUGUUCAUGAAGAAUAAAGUACGGAUGAUUUGUGAUUGCCGAGCAAAACAUGUCAGGGUGGUCCAAGAUGAGAAACUUUCGAUUGAUUUAACAUUGUGUGGUUCCACACUUAGGGCUCCUCACAGCUGUCAUUUACAGUACAUGGAGAAUAUGAAUUCAAUAGCGUCACUGGUAAUGGCAGUCGUAGUUAAUGAUGGAGAUGACGAAGGGGAGGCCUCAGAAUCUGGACGGAUACAGAAGAGGAAAAGGCUUUGGGGCCUAGUUGUAUGCCAUAACACAACUCCAAGGUUUGUUCCUUUUCCUCUUCGGUAUGCAUGUGAGUUCCUUGCACAGGUGUUCGCCAUUCAUGUCAACAAGGAACUAGAAUUAGAAAACCAGAUUGUUGAGAAAAACAUUCUACGCACUCAAACUCUCUUGUGUGAUAUGUUAAUGCGGGAUGCGCCACUGGGUAUUGUGUCACAGAGCCCCAAUAUAAUGGAUCUUGUCAAAUGUGAUGGCGCUGCUUUGCUGUAUAAGAGUAAGGUACACAGAUUGGGAAUUACCCCAACCGACUUUCAGUUGCAUGAUAUAGUCUCUUGGCUCUCCGAGUACCAUAUGGAUUCCACAGGUCUGAGCACAGAUAGCUUGUACGAUGCUGGCUUCCAAGGGGCUCUUGCCCUUGGUGAUGCAAUAUGCGGGAUGGCUUCUGUCAGAAUAUCUGACAAGGAUUGGCUUUUCUGGUUCAGAUCGCACACUGCUGCUGAAGUUCGUUGGGGUGGUGCGAAGCACGAACCUGAUGAGAAGGAUGAUGGUAGGAAAAUGCAUCCAAGAUCAUCGUUUAAAGCGUUUCUUGAAGUUGUCAAGACAAGAAGUUUACCUUGGAAGGACUACGAGAUGGAUGCGAUUCAUUCGUUGCAGCUAAUACUGAGAAAUGCUUUCGGCAAGGAGGCUGAUACUAUGGAUACAAAAGCAAAUGCAAAUGCUAUCCAUACAAAGCUUAAUGACCUAAGAAUUGACGGUAUGCAAGAACUAGAAGCCGUAACAAGUGAAAUGGUCCGCCUGAUUGAAACGGCCACAGUGCCAAUCUUGGCAGUUGAUGUGGAUGGGCUGGUGAAUGGGUGGAACACAAAAAUUGCUGAGUUGACUGGUCUAACUGUCGACGAAGCAAUUGGGAAGCACUUUCUUACACUCGUGGAAGACUCCUCAGUUCAUAAUGUGAGAAAGAUGUUGAGUUUGGCGUUGCAGGGGAAAGAAGAAAAAAAUGUACAGUUUGAGAUAAAAACACAUGGGCAAAGAUCAGAAUCUGGUCCAAUCAGCUUAAUUGUGAAUGCUUGUGCAAGCAGGGAUGUUCAAGAAAGUGUGGUCGGUGUCUGUUUUAUUGCACAGGAUAUAACUGGACAGAAGACUAUUAUGGACAAGUUCACACGAAUUGAAGGAGAUUACAGGGCUAUUAUACAAAAUCCUAACCCUUUGAUUCCCCCAAUAUUUGGAACCGAUGAAUUUGGGUGGUGUUCUGAGUGGAAUUCAGCAAUGACAAAUUUAUCUGGAUGGUGCCGUGAUGAAGUUAUGGACAAGAUGCUUCUGGGGGAGGUUUUCGGGACACAGAAAGCCUGCUGUCGUCUCAAGAAUCAAGAGGCUUUUGUAAAUCUGGGCGUUGUACUGAACAACGCUAUAACUGGUCAAGUGUCUGAAAAGACCAGGUUUGGUUUCUUUGCACGAAAUGGGAAAUAUGUGGAGUGCCUACUUUCUGUGAGCAAAAGAUUGGACCAAGAGGGAGCCGUCACGGGGCUAUUUUGUUUCCUGCAGUUAGCAAGCCAGGAACUGCAACAAGCCCUUCAUUUUCAAAAAUUGUCCGAGCAAACUGCAAUGAAGAGGUUGAAAGUGUUGGCGUACAUAAGAAGGCAGGUCAAAAACCCUCUUUCGGGAAUCAUGUUCUCUCGAAAGAUGCUAGAGGGGACGGAGUUGGGUAAAGAUCAGAAAAGCAUAUUGCAUACUAGUGCCCAGUGUCAGCAGCAACUCAGUAAAGUUCUUGAUGACACAGAUCUUGACUGCAUCAUCGAGGGGUAUCUGGAUCUGGAAAUGGUUGAAUUUAAGCUAGAUGAAGUGUUACAAGCUUCAAUUAGUCAAGUAAUGACAAAGAGCAAUGGAAAGAGUUUAAGGAUAAUUAAUGACAUAGCUGACAAUAUUCUUUGUGAAACUUUAUAUGGAGAUAGUCUGAGGCUUCAACAAAUCCUCUCUGAAUUUUUGUCAGUUGCCGUGAAUUUUACCCCGAGCGGAGGCCAGCUUGCUCUUUCAUCCAAGUUGACUAAAGAUAAUUUAGGAGAAUCUAUUCAGCUUGCCCAUUUGGAAUUCAGGCUAACGCAUACAGGCGGUGGGGUGCCAGAAGAGCUGCUGACCCAAAUGUUUGGUAGCGAAGCAGACGCAUCAGAGGAUGGGAUCAGCCUGCUUAUAAGCAGAAAGCUGGUGAAGCUCAUGAACGGGGACGUUCAGUACCUCAGGGAGGCGGGUCGAUCCACGUUCAUCAUAUCUGUCGAACUUGCAGUUGCUUCUAAACCUUCUUCGUGA